This is a messenger RNA of Brugia malayi, 882 nucleotides long. RefSeq lists its product as uncharacterized. Gene Ontology annotation, cellular component: Golgi membrane; endoplasmic reticulum membrane. The record is from RefSeq and is a predicted model, not a curated record. Gene Ontology annotation, molecular function: ceramide cholinephosphotransferase activity; sphingomyelin synthase activity. Gene Ontology annotation, biological process: ceramide biosynthetic process; sphingomyelin biosynthetic process. Lineage: Eukaryota; Metazoa; Nematoda; Chromadorea; Rhabditida; Onchocercidae. The transcript is spliced from 6 exons. The coding region runs from base 1 to 882 and encodes 293 amino acids.
AUGUACGGAGUGACAAUAACAUCUAAUGAUAUUCAAAUUGAUAAAACAUUUAAAUCAAAACGUGGACCAACGUUUCUUGCAACUAUUCUAUUAGUUUUAGCAUGGUUUGCAAAUGAAUUAGCAUUAGCAUGGGUACAUGAUCGAAUACCACGUAAUGGCGUACGUCCACUACCGGAUUUAUGGUUCAGUUUAUUUCCUGAAAUAACAAAUUCAAUCCUAGUAACAGAGUUUAUAAUGAUUACUCUAAUUGUGGCAUUAUUUAUUGUCAUAUUUUGUCACCAAUAUCGAUGGAUUGUCAUUCGAAGGAUUUUUUUUUGCGCCGCUUUAUGCUACACUUUUCGCGCUUUUUGCAUUGUUAUAUUUCAGGUACCUGUGCCAAGUGAGAAAACAUAUUGCGCACCGAAAAGUAAUGGUAGCUUAAAUAUAAUAAUUAGUCGAGUUUUAAGGACAUUUUGGUCAGUUGGAAUUGAACAACUUCGUCCACGAGAGCUUUGUGGUGAUCUGAUCGUAUCAGGACAUACCAUAUCACUAUUUAUGGCUGCAUUAGCUUUGAAACAAUACUGCCCAAAGAAAUUUUUUUGUUUGGCUGAGUUAUGUUACUGUGCCACAUUUGUGGCCAUUACAUGUAUAUUAUUGGCCAGGAAGCAUUAUACAAUUGAUGUGGUAUUGGCCUAUUGCCUUACAACACGCAUCUUCUGGACUUAUCACUCAUUAUCAUAUUCUUAUCAUCAAGGUGAUUUCGAUCAAAUUCCUUUAAAUCAAUCAAUUUGGGCAUUUAUGGUACCAUAUUUAGAAGCAGAUGCACCACCACCACAAUACUUUCAGAAUCAAUGGAAAUUAUCGUCCAACUGUUCACAAUAUUUCCGGAAAAGAUCACCAUAA